This is a messenger RNA of Ilex paraguariensis (yerba mate), 729 nucleotides long. NCBI's taxonomy places the organism in Eukaryota, Viridiplantae, Streptophyta, Magnoliopsida, Aquifoliales, Aquifoliaceae. The record is from the annotation of a GenBank genome assembly.
AUGAAAACAGAAGUUGUAGAGGAGUUCUCAGGCUUCUUCGAAAAAUGGGUAUGUCAACUUGAAGAAUAUCUUCAACUUCUUCUGAAUGUCUCAGACGAUCACUCUCAUGAAUCAGUAAACCAUGAAGCUUUGGUGGGGAAAGUCACUGCCCACUACAAAGACUACUACACAGCCAAAUGGGCUGCGGCUCAUGAAGACGUCUUAGCCUUCUUUUCACCAGUCUGGUUCAGCCCUCUAGAGAAUGCUUAUCUAUGGAUAACUGGUUGGAAGCCAUCAAUGGUGUUUCGACUCGUCGACACCGUCCGGGUGACACGUUCACCCGGUGCGAGUCUCGCAAAUAUGUCGGAGGAACAGUUGAAGAAGAUUGAGGUUUUGAGAGGGAAGAUUAGGGUUGAGGAGGAGAAGGUGGAGGGAGAGAUGGAGAGGCAACAGGUGGCGAUGGCGGACAGGAGGAUGGUGGACUUGGCGAGGCUGGCGAGCCGAAUCAAGGGCGGUGACUCGGCGGCGAGUCAGGUGGAUGGGUUGGUGGAGGGGGCGUUGAAGGGGUUAUUGGGUGGGUUGGAGAGAGUGAUGAAAAUGGCGGAUUGUGUGAGGUUGAAGACGUUGAAGGGUGUGUUGGAGGUGUUGAGUCCGAGACAGUGUGUGGAUUUCUUGUCGGCGAAGUCGAUGCUUCAGAUUCAGCUGAGGAAAUGGGGGAAGAAGAGAGAGAAAAGUAGUUUGAAGAGUUAA